Molecule: messenger RNA, 717 nt
Organism: Cephus cinctus (wheat stem sawfly)
Lineage: Eukaryota; Metazoa; Arthropoda; Insecta; Hymenoptera; Cephidae
Product: protein cereblon homolog
Exons: 5
Coding region: 82-633 (183 amino acids)
Source: RefSeq, a predicted model, not a curated record
AAUCGUCGAUGGAUCAUUUUAUUCUCAAAGAAAUAUUGCCUCUCGCUCUAAGUCUCGCUUAAGUCGAGCAGCCAUACAUCAAUGGCUGACUCCAUAUUGCCGUAUACGUCUGUGACCUGUUUUGCUCUGCUUAUUAUUUUUCUCAAUUUUGUUAGUAAGUCAUACUCGCACAGCCAAUCGGACAUUUUUCUGCAGUCUCCUAAAGAUCAUUUACUCUGCCGUCAAUGUGGUGCUGAUCUAGCCAGUUCUGGAAGCAUUGUCAAUCAUCUAAGUCCAGAAGCUACAGUUGUAGUCAAUCAGACACUUUUUGGCAAAGCAGGUGUCGAGAUACAAGUACUAACUAAUCCCCUAGGCAUUCAAUUUGGGCUCAUAACAGUUUCCAAAGCCUUUUGUGUUGGAAUAGCAGGAAAAUGGCAUACAGAAUUUUCCUGGUUUCCCGGAUAUGCUUGGAAACAUUGCAUGUGUAACUACUGCAGUAGCGUACUUGGAUGGAUGUUUGAGCCUAUAGAAACAGCAACAUCAGAGAGAAUUUUUCCAUCUAGUAAAGGAUUCUAUGCCUUGAUUCUAAACCAAAUUCUGAGUGAGACUUUUGCGAAUUCCUUGUUGGUUGUCCCAAAAUCUUAUCGGAACUAAUAAAAAGAUGCCUGACCCAAGUUUAACAGAAGAACAAAAGAACUUCAUAGCCGAGUGCGAAGCCGAAUUCCAGGACAGAUUUAC